AUGGAAAGGGAAGAACUGAAUGUGACACUUAAUAAGCAAACAGAAAAGUUGAAUGAUUCGUUUUUGAAUGCAAUUACUACAAAUGAUUCAGUUUCUCAAAUCAAUUUCAUCAGUGAAAGAUUAAGAAAAAGAUUGCAGCUGGAACCUUCAGAUCAAGGGCUUUCAAUUUACGGAAUUGGAAAAAUAGAAGUAGAAUCCAAAGGCAGAGUAAACUUAACAAUAAAUUCAAGAAUAAAAAAUUUCUCAACAAAUAUCGAGGGAAGAGUGAUUAAAGAAAUAACCAGUUUGCAACCACAGAGAUUUAUAAAUAUUUCAACUUGGAAUAUACGGCAAAAAGUACAGCCAGUAGAUCCCAAUUUUAAUAAACCACAAAGGGUUGAUGUUCUAUUAGGUGCGGAAAUGUUUAGCGAAUUAUUAAGGGUAGGCCAAAUAAAAUUGAACAAACAUUUACCCAUGUUUCAAAAUACUGUAUUUGGCUGGUUUGUUAUUGGAAAAGUGCACCAAGAAGUUCCACAUAUAAGCACAAAUGAAAUUAUGAAGACAGCUGAUGUGAAAUGUGAAGAAUAUUUUAUGAACACAUCAGAGCGAGAUCAAGAGGGUAGAUUUGUAGUAAAUCUGAUUAUUUUGGGAUCUCCAGGGGUGCUGGGGGAAUCCAAAAAUAUUGCGUUUAGAAGAUUUCUAAGCCUUGAGAAGAAAUUAGGAAAGGAUGUAAGACUCAAACAACAAUAUAUUGAGUUUUUAGAAGAUUACUUAAAACUAGGACACAUGAAAGAAUAG
Molecule: messenger RNA, 777 nt
Organism: Condylostylus longicornis
Lineage: Eukaryota; Metazoa; Arthropoda; Insecta; Diptera; Dolichopodidae
Exons: 2
Coding region: 1-777 (258 amino acids)
Source: RefSeq, a predicted model, not a curated record